Molecule: messenger RNA, 806 nt
Organism: Bombina bombina (fire-bellied toad)
Lineage: Eukaryota; Metazoa; Chordata; Amphibia; Anura; Bombinatoridae
Product: acetylcholinesterase collagenic tail peptide
Exons: 9
Coding region: 81-701 (206 amino acids)
Source: RefSeq, a predicted model, not a curated record
CUGAGCUAAACAGAACAUUCAUAGAUACAAAUUGACUAACGUCUCAGCAAGGAUAAUCAGGCUGGUUUUCUACAUCAGAGAUGCUUCAUUUUAUAAAUACUGUCACAUUUGUAACUGCAGCAGCCCUAGUGUUAGGCAGUCAGGCUUAUCCAGAAACACUAGUCACACAAGGAACAUGCACCCUUGUGCAAGGGCCCCCAGGGCCCAGUGGUAAAGAUGGAACCAAUGGACUGAAAGGUGAACCAGGCCUAAUAGGAGAACCUGGAGCCCCAGGACCAAAGGGAAGCACUGGGCCUCCAGGAAAAGUUGGACCUCCAGGGCCCAAGGGAGAUCAAGGAGAAAAAGGUAUACGAGGAGAUAUUGGAGCGCCAGGUCCUCAAGGAGAUCCUGGAACACCAGGAAUACCAGGAACAUCAGGACCCAAAGGAAAUCAAGGAGAAAGGGGGCUGCCUGGGUUUCCUGGAGACCACGGUUUUAAUGGAGUCCCUGGAGCACUUGGACCUAUGGGACCCAAAGGAAAUCAAGGAGACAGAGGACAAGCUGGUCAGAAAGGAGAAAGUGGAGAUACAGCAGAUAAUAGUGUUGUCAAAAAAGUUACAGACCUGGAAACCAAACUUGCUCGUUUGGAAAAGAUGUUGAAAAGUGUGCAGGAAGCUAAUUUGCAUAUGCGGAGAGAGCUGAGUAUGUUCGCUGGCAAAUAAAACUAGUAACUGGGAGAGUAUAUAUUGGAUAGUCAACAACAAGUAUAAUGAUCAGGACGAGAUAAUCAUUUUAUCCUAUAAUUAAAGUUAAUGAGUUUGUCUUUA